This is a messenger RNA of Stegastes partitus (bicolor damselfish), 6193 nucleotides long. RefSeq names its product progestin and adipoQ receptor family member 9 (gene paqr9). Gene Ontology annotation, molecular function: signaling receptor activity. The record is from RefSeq and is a predicted model, not a curated record. Lineage: Eukaryota; Metazoa; Chordata; Actinopteri; Pomacentridae. Gene Ontology annotation, cellular component: membrane. The transcript has a single exon. Bases 929 to 2083 code for a protein of 384 amino acids.
UCACGGGGAAUAGCGCUCUUGUCAGUCUACUAGUCUGAUGUGUACACAGUUAUUCCCGGUUAUAAUUUGGUGCUUUUAGACGUGACCUUGGGUUAGAGGACUGAACACAACGAUUUUUUCCCCCCCUCAUUCCAAUCGGGAGGGAUUUAUUCUCUGCAGCACUGCAACGGAAUGGGAGCUGAAUGAAUUGAAACGUGGAUACAAGCUUAAGAAGCAGAAACAACAGGAGGAAUAGGAGCCUGCGGUAGUCGGAUACAAUGGCCAGCAUGACCUACAUACCGAGGAGCUUAAUGGACGCAUCUCUGCUGUAUGGAGACAUCAGACAGCCACUGACGGGCUGUUCAACCUUGUAACACAGUCAUAAGUGACCUUCAUUUUUAUUUGCUGCUGCACAACUAUGAACAACAAGACACGUGAAUGUGAGUGUGACUGAGCAAAGGGUGUCAUCCAUGCAGUCCUAUGCAAAAUAAGGGAACAUGAUCAAACAGGAAGAUAAGCUUUGCAAUGCUGGCGGUUUUGCUGACCUUUGGAUACAACUCCAGGUUCAAAGAAGAAACCAAAAGAAAAAAUUAACCAAGCGAGUGGCCUGAGGCUCCUGGAUGCUCCCUGACGUUCUCUCUCAGUGCACUGCCUAUACUAGCUCUGCUCUUUGGAUUAGCCUGCUGCUCAUGAGGCCUGUAGUGAAAGUAAGGAUCAAAAGUCUAGAAGGAGCCCGGGCUGAAUGAACUUCUCGAGCCAGGGCAGUUGUAGCUGUGCCUUAUCCACUCACACGCAACAGAUUGUACGGUCGUGAUUCGUAAUUAUGCUGUGAUCAGCAAUAAAAUCAACAUCUAAGCAAUACGAACUGAAGGGAUUUGCAAAAAAAAAAAAAACUCUGAUCCAACUAGACAUUUUUGGCCAUCAGCAACAAACAUAAACUGUCGGCAUUAUGCUUCUGAACUGUGGUCAGCCUCUUCUGAGGCACACGGAUGUGCCGCCUCGGGUCAUAGAAAACUUCAUCCUGACUGGAUACCGAUUCCCAAACUACAGCCUGAGGGACUGCUUAUUGUCAGCCUUCAGGCCGACCAACGAAACAGGAAACUUCUGGACUCACUUCCUUCCAGUUUUCAUUUUUUUUUACUAUUUCGUGGAGGUGUUUGGCUGGGAAGGUGCACCUGAUGGCGAUGCCCCAUUCUUCUAUCCGCUGUGGAACUACUUUAUUGGGGUGUUCUGUCUGCUCAUGGCCAGCAGCAUGGCCCACCUGCUGAACUCAAUGUCUCUGGUGGUCAGAGAAGUUUGCUUCUUUGUGGAUUAUGGCACCAUCAGCGCGUACACGGUGGGCUCAUCAUUGGCGUACUACUACUACAUCCAUCCUCGAGCAGGGAUAUUGGAGACAGGAGGCCACAACAGCUCCCACAUGGACUUGAAACAUGAACCUGUAGGGACUCCUACAUCCUCCUAUGCAAUCCCAGAGUUCAGUGUGUUCUUUGACACCUUCUACAUCCCGUCUGCUUGUGUUGUAGCCAUCAUUUGCGUUUUAUCUUGCUGCAAUACUCGCCAGAGGUGGAGGCGGCAUCGGUACAUCAUCCGAACCUUGGUUUUUCUCCUCCCAUUCCUUAUCUCCUCCACCCCAGUCUUCUACCGCCUCCUCACCAGGUCGCCUUAUUCCACCUCCUCCUCCUCCUUUGCUUCUUCCACCUCCAUGCCCAACUUCUUCUAUCGCCACUGUCUCUGGCUGCUGGUGUCAGCCGUCUUCAACAUCAGCAAGUUCCCCGAGCGGCUCGCCCCGGGUCGCUUUGACAUCUGGGGGCACAGCCACCAAUGGUUCCAUUGCUGCACGUUUUUGUCCAUCCUCGAUGAACUUCACAUGAUCAAGGCUGAGGUGAGGGCCAUCCUGCUGAGCCCCACUCUGCUGCUGCCGCCCAACACCCUCGCCCGCCUACCUGGACCUACCAUCACUUCCACCUACGGAGUGAUGCUCCUCCUCCAGACCACCAUCAUCUCCAUCAUCAUAGGGUUCUCCUGGCGUGCCAACUGCAUCUACGGACCCCAAAGAGACCAGCUAGAAAAGGAACACCCCAAGAAACACCUGAAAUGUCACUGAUCACAGAGACGUCCUUUUUCUAUCAUCUCAAACUGUGAAGGAAGAUUUGCACAUGCAUACAGAGCCAUGCCACAAAGCGAAGCGCACAAAAAAAAACAAUAUUCCUCUUCUGAUUCCAAGUCCCUCAUAUGUUCCAGCCCUUUUUGGGAGCGUUUUCAAGCUUUCAUAAGGGGAAAUUGGGGACAACGGGAGAUGAAAGGAUUAUAUUCUGAGCUCACCACAGGGUGGCUGUCUGGUUGAGUGGAUUUUGAAAGUCCUUGCCAGUUUUUUCCCAGGCAUGUUCCAACAGGAUGUCUGAACAGUGGGGAUAAUAACUACCUCUCGGGGCUGAGCACUUGAGGACAGAGGAAAGGUGUUGCUGCUUAGUAGGAGAACUCAACGGUCCAUCAAACAUCUGGGUAAUGUCGCGUAAAAGGCAGUGGGAUCAUAUACAGAAGUUUCUGAUGAGUUAUCUGCUGUCAGGUCCUUUUUUUUUCUUGCACCUCCCUUCCUCUGACCCUAAACAGUAUCUUUUGGAUAUCCUUUGCUGUGACUUCAGUUGAAGCCAUUGUUUCAUGCUGAAUUGAUCUUUUUCUCUGAGCUUUGUUCACCAUACCUUCACUUCCUCAGUGUUGCACGAACGGUCACAUGCAGUCUCAUUUCCUCUCUCUUUGAGACUCUUGCAGCAGGAAGUGCUACAGUCUUGUCGACCACAACAGAAAUAGCUGAGAGCUCAUAUCGGUCUUACAGUACGGCACUUUCAAGGGGGCCAGUCAGACUAGCCCUGUCAUUAAAAGCCAUGUUCACUUUCAACACUUAAAGGAUGCGUAACAUUUUGAAGCGUAUAAUGAUGUCCUGCUGACUGUUGGGUUAUUUCGAUGUGAGCUCUACUCAUGGUGCAGUGAAUGCAUCUGUUGUUUGUGUGGUUUUUCAUCACGCUGAUGACCAGUUCCGCAUGGAUUAUGUUCACACUGCUUAAAGUGAUCUCACUCAGAUUAAAUGUGACGUGGAUCUUAUGUUUUCUUCUCAGUAUAUUGAAAAAAAAAGUACUGUAUAUUCCUGCCGCACACAGAAGUGGCAUUUUCACACCUUUUUUUUGCUUACAACUAAUUUUAGUGAAAUCUCACAAAUAUAUCCAAGCAGCGGCUCCAGAUUGAAGGCCUGCAUUGUAAGCAUUGAUGAAACCAGGGCCUGCUGCUUGCUGAGGAUUUUCAUGUGUCAUGUGAUGUACUGCAACCUCUCAGAGCAAAAGCCAUAGUUUAGAAAAGUGGUAAUUGAAAUAAAGACAGAAUUGUAGUUCUUUACCACCAGGAACAUGCUGGAUAUAUUUGCACUUGACAGACAGAUCAGGUUCAUCUGGCAGUUUGUACCUCUCAAGUACUACAAUUGCAUUCGAGUCAUUGAGCUGUCAUUCCCCUCAAAAAAUACAUAUCUGGCUAUCUGUACAGCUUAUUUACCCACUGCUCUGUUUUAUUUCCAGCCUUCAGAUUUUCAGAUUCACAAUAUUUUUUAUUUUUUUUUCUUGUGGUGCCCAUAAGAUUUAAAAAAAAAAAAACGACUUUUUGAGACUUUGUGGGAACCACGAUCUACCAACCCUUUAGAACUGUUUUCUGCAUCUCUGUCAUAGACUGUAUAUAAAAGAUGAACAUAGCUUCCAGGUCAGAAGGUGAAACCAAUGUGGCGGUGACUUAACCCUGCAUUGCUUGUAACGGCCAGCAGGGGGCGACUCUUCUAGUUGCGAAAAUAAGUGAGAUUGUAUAGAAGUAAAUGAGAAAACUACUUCACUUCUCACCUAAUUUGUUAUCUCAGUAACUAUUUCUAAAUGAGUUUAAAAGUCUCAACCACUAGUUUCACAUCUCCUUCAAUACAGCAUGAUGUUCGUUGUGUACAUUUUUUGUCCUAUUUAGACUAAAACAGAUGCUGAAGGCUGUUGCUACCUUGUGAUUAGCAGGUUGCUACCGUAUGGGACACUGUCCUGGUUGUGUCAGUCCAACCCUCAUUUUGUCAUGUGGCAUUGGUCAGACCACAAACCAAUGGGUUACGUCACAGUGGCUACAGCCACCUAUUCUAAUAUGUUAUAUACAAAUUACAGUGUAUAAGUACAAUUUAAAAAAAAAAAAAAAAACAGUUUCCAAAGUUGUGCACAAGUGUAUCAACAAAGGUAAUAGUCUGAAAUGUCCCUUCUUAGAAAAUACAUAUUUUACUUUUGGUUAAAGGCUGGAUGCGAAACAACAAAAGACACAACUUGAAUAAUGGGUUUUAUGGUCCAAUAUCUUUUCAGCCUUAAGGACAGAUUUGUGUUUAUUGGCCUUCUUUGUCAGAUCAUCAGGUAUUUAUUAUUUCAGAGGAAUGGAUGCAUAACUCGAAUAUAAUUGUGGUAAAAAAAAAAGUAAGUUAUGAGACUGUGUAGAUUAAAUGCUAAUCUUACUGAAAAAGCUUCAACUUUGAAUUGCAUGAUCCGAGCUUUAGUCUCAUUGUUAGCAAUUAUUCAUGUGCUGUAUGAUCAUAUUCUAUGUCCUGUAUGAGUUUCUGAUACCGGACCCAAACCUGAUGAGCCCCCAUUUUGUUGCUUCAAACUCAGGCCAGGUUUUUGGUUUGGUUGUUUUAAGCAGCGUGCCAUGUAUUCUAAGUAGUUACGGAUUGUUUAGAGAUGGAAGAAAGAGUAGUGGUAGCUCAUGUGGUAAGCAAAGUAAUCAAUAAAAAAAGGCCAAGAUAUACCCUUUCUGGCAUGUUUAGGGUGUUCCAAAUGAAAAGAAAAAUAGCUAUAUUGGAUACAUACAUAUGAGCAUUACAUGAUCCACAGAAUUCAUUGAUUUGUUUAGUCUGACCAAACAGUUCUAAUGUGUCCCGUUUAGCACAUUUAGUUGAGUAGAACUCUGAACCCCUGCUGAGGUGUCCGUGAACACUUUGUGCUGCUGUGCACCAGGGCACCAAUGAAGGAGCAGAAAACAGGAUUUUCUUCUGAGUUCAUUUGCACAGUGAAAACGGACCAUGACUGUCAGCGUUUAGGUGGAGAUGAAUUGGGAGAAUGUACGUUUUCUGUGUCGUGUCCUUGCUGAUGUUGUCCUGUCAUUGGAGCUGCAGCCAUUUCAAUUGUGGAUUGUUGUGUCUAUUAUGUCUCGAUUAAUCGAUUUGCUCUGUAGAAGUGUUGAAAAAUUGUGACAAAUGUCCAUCAGUGUUUCCAGAAUGAUAAAUGUCUUGUUCUUUUUUUUUUUUCCCCACAACCCAAAGAUGUUCAGUUUACUGUCACAGAGGAGUAACAAACCUGAAGCAUUCAACUUUAAGAAGCUGGAAUCAGAGAAUUUGGACUUAAACCCAUUAAUCAGUUAGAAAACAUUUUGAUAGUUGACAAUUAGUCGAUUAAUUGUCGCAGCUCUACCUGCCGUGCAGUCUUUCCCUUUAAAUUCCAAGCUCUUGCUUGUGCGUCACAUGUGUUUUUGAUGACAUGUUGAUGUUGGUCAUUGUCUAAUUUUAGAAAUGAUAUACUAAAAUUUGCACACUUACAUGCAUUCGUUUGCACACAAGAAAAAGAUAAAGAGAGUUGUUAGUUAUAUGCGACACUGGAAUGAGUACAGAAGGACCGUAUUGAGUGAUUGUCACAAUCAUACUGUUCAUGGUGCACUUUAAAGCUUAUUUAAAGCUGUUCCUUUAAGGGUCAGUCCUGCGGUACUGUAUUAUUUCAACACAUUUCAGGUUUAUGUUGUGCUUUUUAAUGAAUAGUCAGAGAGAUUCAUCAAAUAACGAUGUUUCUACCUCAAUACAGCAUCUGUGUCACUCUGUCGCUGAGAAGAACCAUCGUUGAAACAUGUUCUGUUCCCUCUCUGGACUGUGGCUGUCAGACUUGAAUCUAUUAAUGUUUAAGCAGUGUUCAGUAUGUGAAUGUUAGACCUAUAGACUACUGUAUGUUACCUAGUGAAGUACUCAGGGGUGACUGAAAGAACGACUCUAAUACAUUAUUUACACAUGCAUUUAAUUAUGAAUCACAAGAAGAGGAGGAUGAUUAUAGUACUCUGUGUCUGUCAAUGCUGAAAAAAUGAAAACCCUCCAUUAUGUUAACUGAUUUAUCAAAUAGCACUGAUGGUAUGUAUCGUUUGAGUUUAACUGAAUAAAUUGCACAGAGGUCUGUUAUUA